CAAACACAAACACCCGCGUUUUGUUCUUCACAGAAGACAAACACGAACACACAUCACCCCUCCCAUUACCAUUUCCCAUUUCUUACUUAAUCAAACCAUACACUUCUUAACUCUUAAUUUCCUCAAAUAUUAUUAUUACCACAACUCUCUCUCUCUUCUUCUUUCUAAUGGCUUCUUGUAAUAAUUUUAAGUCCUUGUUAUUAUUACUUCUGUUAACGUUAUGCAGCAGUUUGUUUAGCUGCUGUUAUGGGUUCGGUACGUUUGGGUACGAUAUUCAUCAUCGUUAUUCGGAUCCAGUUAAGGGGAUGUUAUCAGUUGAUGAGUUGCCGGAAAAAGGUUCUCCUCACUAUUAUGCAACUAUGGCUCAUCGUGACAGAUUAAUCCAUGGUCGGAAACUUGCUUCUGAUCUUAAUUCUACUACUCCACUUACUUUCUUCGACGGCAAUCAAACUUUUCGCCUUAGUUCUCUUGGAUUUUUGCAUUAUGCUAAUGUUUCUGUGGGGACACCAAGUUUAUCAUUUUUGGUGGCAUUAGAUACGGGCAGUGAUCUCUUCUGGUUACCUUGUGAUUGUACUAAUAAUGGUUGUGUUCGUGGCUUAGAAUCCUCAAAUGGACAGGAAAUAGAUUUUAACAUAUACAGCCCUAAUACAUCAUCAACUAGCCAAAAGAUCUCGUGUGACAAUUCAUUAUGUGCACAGCAAAGUCGGUGCCCGUCUGCUCAAAGCACUUGUCCUUAUCAAGUUCAGUAUCUUUCGAAUGGUACCUCAUCAACUGGUGUCUUGAUACAGGAUGUAUUGCACUUAAUUACAGAUAAUCCUCAAUCAAAACCUACUGACGCAAAGAUUGUUUUCGGUUGCGGCAGGGUCCAAACGGGUUCAUUUUUGGAUGGUGCAGCUAUAAAUGGUUUAUUUGGACUUGGUAUGACUAAUAUAUCUGUUCCAAGUACUUUGGCAAGAGAUGGGUAUACUGCAAAUUCAUUUUCCAUGUGUUUCGGACCCGAGGGUGUUGGGAGAAUCAGUUUCGGAGAUAUAGGAAGUUUGGGUCAAGGAGAGACACCUUUCAACUUGAGGCAUACACAUCCAACUUACAACAUCAGCGUUACUAAAAUAAAUGUGGGUGGGAGAGAUGCAGAUCUCGAGUUCUCUGCAAUUUUCGAUUCCGGCACCUCAUUUACAUACCUAAAUGAUCCAGCCUACACACUAAUAACUAGCAGUUUCAAUACCUUGGCAAAAGAAAAGCGCUACUCAUCGGAUAUUAAUCUCCCAUUUGAAUAUUGCUAUGAGUUAAGUGCAAAUCAAACAAAUCUUGAGAUUCCAGUAGUGAAUUUUGUGAUGCAAGGUGGAAGUCGAUUUAAUGUCACCGACCCAAUAUUAGUAGUUGGUCUUCCGGGUAAUGCGUACAUAUAUUGUCUAGGUAUUGUUAAGAGCGGAGAUGUGAAUAUUAUCGGACAAAAUUUCAUGACUGGUUACCACAUAGUUUUUAACCGCGAAAAGAAUGUAUUGGGAUGGAAGGCAUCAAACUGUAAUGAUGAGUUGGAGACCAACUCCCUUCCGGUUGAACCAAUAAGUCCCGGAGUCCCACCAGCUACUGCAAUCAAUCCACAAGCCACGGAAGGGAAUCAAAACACUACUAAAGUCAAUGGCGUGCCGGGGCCUGCCGGGAAUAAUUCGGCUAAAUUGCCCAAGUUAAACUCUUUAACUUUUGCAAUUAUGAUGGUUAUUAUUCCAUUCUUUAACAUUAUUUGAGUAUAUUCUUGAUCGUUUCGAGCUUUUCGAUUCACCGUCUUGUAUACACAGAACAGAACAGCCAUUUCUUUCGGGUAUAGUUUACCACAGGAUAUGGGAAGCAUUAUUGGCUUCCUAUUUGUUUUUUUGAUCUUAGAAACCUGAUUUGACUCAGCAGCUGUAAAUAUAUUUGAAGAAUGAGGUUAUAGAAUUGAUAUAAUAUUUGUUACAUUUUAGUA
Molecule: messenger RNA, 1963 nt
Organism: Mercurialis annua (annual mercury)
Lineage: Eukaryota; Viridiplantae; Streptophyta; Magnoliopsida; Malpighiales; Euphorbiaceae
Product: aspartyl protease family protein 1-like
Exons: 10
Coding region: 168-1745 (525 amino acids)
Biological process (GO): proteolysis
Molecular function (GO): aspartic-type endopeptidase activity
Source: RefSeq, a predicted model, not a curated record